AUGCCGCACGACGAGAACGCGCACGACGACACGUCGACCAACGCGGGCGGCGACGUGGAGAUGGGCGAGGAGGCGAGCACCGCCGCGCACCAGGAAGAGGGGGGUGGUGAUGGCGCAGACACGUCCAUGGUAGCUGAGGAGAGCGCCCCGCCCGCGCGAACGAGCUUCACCAGCUACCUGCAGAGCCCGAUUGUGAACCUGCUGGUCGGCCAGGGCGACGAGCAAACGCUCCUCUCGGCGCAUCAGGCCCUGCUCGUGCAGAGCCCGUACUUCGAGACUGCCUGCCAGGGCUUCGUCGACGAUGGCAGUCCGCGACAAAUCGAGCUCCCCGACAUGAACCUCGACACGGUGGGCUCGUUCCUUGAGUUCCUCUAUACGGGCGAAUACUUCCCCAAGAAGCUGCCCGGCCAGCGCGUCCUCGAAUCCGACCCCAGCCUGCCGGCCGUCGACGACACGGGCGUCCACCUGCUGAAGCACGCGCGCCUGUAUACCCUGGCCGAGAAGUUCGGCAUGACGAACCUGCGAACUCUGGCCAGCUCCAAGAUUCACUGCGUCAACUCCACUGCCAAGGGCGAGAUCACGUACGCCCGCUAUGUCUACGCCAACACCAGCAACGACGACAAGACGGUUCGCGCGCCGAUUGCCAGCUUCUGGGCCACGCGCUCGCACACCCUGCGCGCCGAGGCCGAGGACGAGUUCAAGUCGCUGUGCUUGGAGUACCCCCAGUUCGGAUACGACGUCCUCACGCGUGUCCUCGACGACAAGCUCAAGCGGGAGCGCAACGAGAAGAUGCACCCGGCAACGGGAAGCGGUCGAAAGAGGGCGCGACACAGCAGCGGUGGCGGCGGCGGUGGCGCGUAG
This is a messenger RNA of Purpureocillium lilacinum, 861 nucleotides long. RefSeq lists its product as uncharacterized. NCBI's taxonomy places the organism in Eukaryota, Fungi, Ascomycota, Sordariomycetes, Hypocreales, Ophiocordycipitaceae. Gene Ontology annotation, molecular function: protein binding. The record is from RefSeq and is a predicted model, not a curated record.